AUGGUGAAUGUCCCCGGCAUGACCAUCGGUGCAGCGCGGCUGACACAGAAGAUUGUAUACCAUCUGCGUACUACGGGCCUGUCCCCUCUUCAUGACUACGCCAGAGCUAACCAGCACCCUGCGGCAGGCCACCCCUCACACGCCGUCACCAUAUUCUUACACGAGUCUUACGGCGAGGAGCGCAUUCUCAGAGUACUGGACUUCCUGCAGUGUCCGCCCUGGCAGUACCACCAUACAGAGGCUUCGUGCCAGAGAGAUCGGACGAGCUCGUGCCCUUACUGCCCAACACCUGGCUCGCCCAUCAGCGCCAGCCGAUGGCACACUGAAGAUCUGGAUGGCAACAAAUUCCUCUUUCAGUAG
This is a messenger RNA of Cyprinus carpio (common carp), 360 nucleotides long. RefSeq names its product protein FAM124A-like. The transcript has 3 exons. Gene Ontology annotation, cellular component: nucleoplasm. The record is from RefSeq and is a predicted model, not a curated record. Lineage: Eukaryota; Metazoa; Chordata; Actinopteri; Cypriniformes; Cyprinidae. Bases 1 to 360 code for a protein of 119 amino acids.